This is a messenger RNA of Sesamum indicum (sesame), 3847 nucleotides long. RefSeq names its product sucrose phosphate synthase 3F (gene SPS3F). The record is from RefSeq and is a predicted model, not a curated record. Lineage: Eukaryota; Viridiplantae; Streptophyta; Magnoliopsida; Lamiales; Pedaliaceae. Gene Ontology annotation, molecular function: sucrose-phosphate synthase activity; sucrose synthase activity. Gene Ontology annotation, biological process: sucrose metabolic process.
UCUCUCUCUCUUUCUUCUUCAACUUCUCAUACUAUGAUACAACACAUACCUCAAAUUUCAGCAGACUUGUUUUCAUAAAUCAGCACUACGUAUUCUUCAAAGGAAAAAUAAAAUUAAAAAAAAAAAAGAAGAAAAUGGAAAAAGAAAAAUAUCCAAAACUUUCUUGCAUGUGAAUUCCGACCCUUUUGUUUAAAGACAUUCACGUUCAUUUGCAUCGGCUUUUUCUUCUUGAAAUUUAUUUUGGAGAGAAAUUUCUUUCUUGGUUUUUUGUUUCUUGAGGUGAGAGCGGUGGAAGAGAGAGAAAGAGAGAAGAACAGAAAUGGCUGCGAAUGAGUGGAUAAAUGGGUAUUUGGAGGCGAUAUUGGAUAGUGGGGCGUCAGCCAUCGAAGAGAACAAGGCGGGGCCUGGUGUGAACGUGAGGGAUAGAGGUCAUUUCAAUCCCACAAAGUACUUUGUGGAGGAAGUUGUUACAGGGGUUGAUGAGAGUGAUCUUCACAGGACAUGGAUCAAGGUCGUCGCUACCAGGAACUCCAGGGAGAGGAGUUCCAGGCUCGAGAACAUGUGCUGGCGCAUUUGGCAUCUCGCCCGCAAGAAGAAGCAGUUGGAAUGGGAGGAUUUGCAACGGUUAGCGAACAGGAGGUGGGAACGAGAACAAGGUCGCAAGGAUGUGACGGAGGAUAUGUCAGAAGAUCUGUCGGAAGGGGAGAAAGGAGAAGUGUCAGCAGAGGCAGUUUCACUUGACAGCCCCAGGAAAAAGUUCCAGCGCAACAGCUCCAACUUGGAGGUGUGGUCGGACAGUAACACAGAGAAGAAGCUUUAUAUUAUUCUAAUUAGUUUACAUGGUCUGGUCCGUGGUGAAAAUAUGGAGCUUGGUCGGGAUUCUGACACUGGUGGUCAGAUUAAAUACGUUGUAGAGCUUGCUCGGGCACUUGCUAAGAUGCCGGGAGUUUAUAGAGUGGAUCUGUUCACGAGGCAAGUUUCCUCACCUGAAGUAGAUUGGAGUUAUGGUGAGCCCACAGAGAUGCUUAGCACAGGUGCUGAUGAUGCUGAUCUAGGAGAAAGUAGCGGGGCUUAUAUUGUAAGAAUACCGUUUGGUCCUCGGGAUAAGUAUCUUAGGAAGGAAUUAUUGUGGCCUUAUAUUCAGGAGUUUGUUGAUGGAGCAUUGGCGCACAUUCUUAAUAUGUCGAAGGCUUUGGGGGAACAAAUCGGCGGAGGACAGCCCGUCUGGCCGUAUGUCAUCCAUGGGCAUUAUGCAGAUGCAGGUGAUAGUGCUGCUCUCCUAUCGGGUGCUUUAAAUGUUCCGAUGGUUCUAACAGGGCACUCCUUGGGUAGAAACAAGCUAGAACAGCUUCUUAAGCAGGGACGCCAGUCGAAAGAGGAUAUUAAUUCGACAUACAGGAUUAUGAGAAGAAUCGAAGCUGAAGAGCUCUCGUUAGAUGCAGCGGAGCUGGUAAUAACAAGCACUAAGCAGGAGAUUGAAGAACAAUGGGGACUAUAUGAUGGGUUCGAUGUAAAGCUGGAGAAAGUUUUGCGGGCUCGUGGAAGGCGCGGGGUCAAUUGUCAUGGACGUUUUAUGCCUAGGAUGGCAGUUAUUCCUCCGGGGAUGGACUUUAGCAAUGUCGUAGUUCAAGAAGAUAGUGCCGAAGGUGAAGGUGACCUUAUGGCACUAACCAAUUCCGAGGGGUCAUCCCCUAAGGCAGUCCCUGCUAUUUGGUCAGAAGUAAUGCGGUUCUUGACAAAUCCACACAAACCGAUGAUUCUGGCAUUGUCACGACCUGAUCCAAAAAAGAAUAUAACAACUCUGUUGAAAGCCUUUGGAGAAUGCCGCCCAUUAAGAGAGCUUGCUAAUCUUACUCUUAUAAUGGGGAACAGGGAUGAUAUAGAUGAGAUGUCUGGAGGAAAUGCUAGUGUUCUUAUUACUGUAUUAAAGCUAAUCGACAAGUAUGACCUCUAUGGGCUAGUGGCUUUCCCUAAACAUCACAAGCAAAGCGAUGUUCCAGAAAUAUACCGCCUGGCUGGAAAGACAAAGGGAGUCUUCAUAAAUCCAGCUUUCAUUGAGCCCUUUGGACUUACGCUAAUUGAGGCUGCUGCUCAUGGACUCCCAAUGGUGGCAACUAAGAAUGGUGGGCCGGUGGAUAUUCAUCGGGCACUGAAUAACGGUCUGCUUGUGGAUCCUCAUGAUCAGCAGUCAAUUGCCGAUGCACUUCUUAAGUUAGUCUCAGAAAAGAACUUGUGGAACGAGUGCAGAAGGAAUGGCUUGAGAAACAUUCAUCUUUUUUCAUGGCCGGAACACUGCCGAACAUACUUGACCAGGGUUGCAGCCUGUCGGAUGAGGCACCCGCAAUGGAAAACCGACACGCCAGCAGACGAGCUGGCUGCAGAUGAGUCCCUGAAUGAUUCACUUAAAGAUGUAUUAGAUAUGUCGUUGAGGCUAUCCAUUGACGGUGAGAGAACAUCAUUAAACGAAACGCUCGAUGCGGCUGCUGCUGGUAAUAACUCUGAAGUGCAAGACCAAGUUAAACGUGUUAUGAGCAAAAUGAAGAGAUCGGAAUCGGGGGCACGGGAUUCUGAUUCUGACAAGAAAUUGACUGAUACGCCGAGCAAGUACCCGAUGUUGAGAAAGCGACGUAAACUGAUUGUUAUAGCACUUGAUUGCUAUGACGACAAAGGAGUUCCUGAAAAGAAGAUGAUUCAAUUUAUCCAAGAGAUCUCCAAGGCAAUUAGGUCAGAUCAACAAAUUGCAAGACAUUCAGGAUUUGCCUUAUCAACCGCUAUGCCGAUGCCGGAACUGAUUGAGUUCUUGAAGUCAGGGAAUAUUAAAGUAAAUGACUUUGAUGCAUUAAUUUGUAGCAGUGGUAGUGAAUUAUAUUACCCUGGGGAAGACGGAAAGCUUUGCCCUGAUCCGGACUAUGCGUCACAUAUCGAUUACCGGUGGGGUUUGGAUGGUCUGAAAAAGACCAUUUGGAAGCUAAUGAAUACACCAGAAGGCGGAAAAUUCGGACAAUCUUCAAAUGCUAUUGAAGAAGAUGUAAAAUCAAGCAACUCCCAUUGCCUGUCGUACUUAAUAAAGGAUCUCAGUAAGGCCAAAAGGGUGGAUGAUAUGAGGCAAAAGCUUAGGAUGAGGGGCCUUCGUUGCCAUUUAAUGUAUUGCCGAAAUUCUACAAGAAUGCAAGUUAUUCCUCUCCUUGCAUCUCGCUCACAGGCUCUCAGGUAUCUUUUUGUUCGUUGGCGAUUGAACGUGGCUAAUAUGUAUGUAAUUCUCGGAGAAACUGGUGAUACGGAUUAUGAGGAAAUGAUUUCUGGCACGCACAAGACCCUCAUCAUGAAAGGCACUGUCAUGAAGGGCUCGGAAGAGUUGCUCAGACCAACCGGUAGCUGUCUAAGAGACGACAUAGUUCCGCGGGAUAGCCCACUCGUCGCCUACACGAAAGAAGGGUCGAAAGCAGAAGACAUAAUUAACACAGUAAGGCAUCUCUCCGCAGCAGGAGUGUGAGAUACACCGCUUCCUCCUUGGUGCAAAUACUAUAGCAGUCCUUUUUUAUUUUCUUUCCCGGCUGCGUAUACGCUAAAGAAAUAAUUUUGUGAUAGGCAGAUUUUCAACAUGGUUUUUUCGCAGAUAUAUAUAGCUACAUAGAGGACUCUCUGACUAUGGGUGACCUGUAUUGUUGUUGAUUGUCAUUGAAAUAAGUUUGCUCCAUAUUAUACGUUCAGAGUUGUAUGGAAUGGAGAGAAUUUGCUCCAUAAUCUCAGUUCUGAUUGACAUUCUCUAGAAGAAAAAAGCUCUGAGGAUAGAUGAAAAUUUUAUGUAUGUAUUGGUUUAUGCAGAUGUAGAGCUUGUGUGGGCGUA